AUGUAUCUUGGUCCACCCAGCCUCGAGGAGGUCCAAGUGGACACUCCUCCAUCUUCUGCUGCAGCUCCUUCUCUGCCACCUGCUGCAGCAGCCCUGACCCCAUCUCCUGCAGCUCCGGACCCUGUCCCUGCAGCUCUGCUCCCCGUUCCUCCAGCUGCAGCCCCAGCUCUGGCCCCAUCUCCACCGCCUGCAGUCUCGUCUCUGGUCCCCGUUUCUCCAGCUACAGCCCUGUCUCUGGUCCCCGUUCCUCCAGCUGCAGUCCCAGCUCUGGCCCCAUCUCCACGGGCUGCAGUCCCGUCUCUGGUCCCUGGCUCUCCAGCUUCAGUCCCGUCUCUGGUCCCUGGCUCUCCAGCUGCAGUCCCGUCUCUGGUCCCUGGUUCCCCAGCUGCAGUCCCGUCUCUGGUCCCUGUUCCUGGUUCUCUAGAUUUAGUCCUGGUCCCUGACUCACCUGCUGCAGCUCUGGUCUCUGGUUCUCCUGCUGCAGCAGCCCUGACCUCAUCUCCUUCAGCUGCAGCUCCGGACCCUGUCCCUGCAGCUCUGAUCCCCACUUCUGCAAAUAUUUCCAACUCUCCAGCUGCAAAUCUGGUUCUCGACUCUCCUGCUACAGUCUUGGUUCCAGUUCCUGACUCUUCAGCUGCAGCCCUGACUCCUGGAUCUACAGCUGCAGUCCAGUCUCCUGACUCUCCUAUUUCAGUUCUCGUUCCUGCUCCGCCCAAGAUCUUUGUUCCUGGUCUGCCCGAGAUCCUUGUUCCUGGCUCGUCAACUGAGGUCUUCGCUCCUGGAUUGACCGCAGAAGAUCCCGGCUUGCCUGAGGUCUUCGUUCCCGGCCCACCUGAGAUCCUUGCUCCCGUCUUGACCGCAGAAGAUCCCGGCCCACCUGAGGCCCCCAGCUCAUCUGAGGUCCUCACUCCUGACUCUUCGGCUGAGGUUCUCGCUCCUGGCUCUUCUGCUGCGAUCCACUCUACCGCAGAAGAUCCUGGCUCGUCUCCGGAGGUCCUCGCUCCUGGCUCAUCUCCGGAGGUCCUCGCCCCUGGCUCGUCUCCGGAGGUCCUUGUUCCUGGCUCGUCUCCGGAGGUCCUCGCUCCUGAGUCUACCGCAGAAGAUUUUUGGUCUGCAGAGAGCUCUGGGUCCUUGCCUUGCGGCGCACAUGGUCAGUCUUUCGACGUCUUCGCCCCUGGCUCGCCCUCCAAGGUCUUCGCCCGUGGUCCGUCGGCUGAGGUGGAUGGUUUCCUAGCCGCCCACCAGAACUCUGACCUGGGGAUGGAUGGUUGCCAGGUCGCCCUCCUGAUCUCCUGCCUUAUCAAGUACGGUCACCUGGUCGCCCUCCUGAGUCUGACCCUUGGUUCCCCAGCUGCAGCCCCGGUCCCUGGUUCUCCUACUAUAGUCCCGGUCCCUGGUCCACCUGCUGCAGCCCUGGCUCCACCACCAGCUGCAGCCAUGGCUCUGUUUCCUCCUGCUGCAGCCCUGCCCUUGGGUUCUCCAGCUGCAGCCCCAUCUCUGGUCCCUGUUCCUGGCUCUUUAGCUACAGCCCUGGUCCCUGGUCCACCUGCUGCAGCCCUGACUCUGCCACCACCUGCUGCAGAUCUGGUCCCCGGCUCUUCUCCUGAGACCCCCAUCUCAUCUGAGGUCUUCUCUCCUGGCUCUUCUGCUGAGAUCCACUUUACCGCAGAAGAUCCUGGCUCUUCGGCUGAGGUCCUCUCACCCAGCUCUUCUGCUGAGAUCCACUCUACCGCAGAAGAUCCUUGCUCUUCGACUGAGGUCCUCGCUCCCGGCUCUUCUGCUGAGGUCCUCUCUCCCAGCUCUUCUGCUGAGAUCCACUCUGCCGCAGAAGAUCCUGGCUCUUUGGCUGAGGUUCUCUCUCCUGUCUUUUCGGCUGAGGUCCUCUCUCCCAGCUCUUUGGCUGAGGUCCUCUCUCCCGGCUCUUCGGCUGAGGUCCUCUCUCCUGCUGAGAUCCUUGCUCCUGGCUCGUCUCUGGAGGUCCUCGCUCCCAGCUCGUCUCUGGAGGUCCUCGCUCCCAGCUCAUCUCUGGAGGUCCUCGCUCCCGGCUCGUCUCUGGAGGUCCUCACUCCUGGCUCGUCUCUGGAGGUCCUUGCUCCCAGCUCAUCUCUUGAGGUCCUCGCUCCCGGCUCGUCUCUGGAGGUCCUCACUCCUGGCUCGUCUCUGGAGGUCCUCACUCCCAGCUCACCUUUGGAGGUCUUCGCCCAUGGUCCAAUGCCUGAGGUCUUCAUCUGCCCAAGUUCAGGAGGGAUCAGAGGCAUACCACUGCUGCCCACGGGUGGACGUUUCCUAGCCGCCCACCAGAACUCUGGCCCGGGGAUGUAUGGUUUCCAGGCCGCCCUCCUGAUCUCCUGCCUCAUUGGGAAUGACCCCUCGCCGGACUCGCCGCCUGCAGACCCCUCGUCGGACUCGCCACCUGCAGACUCCUUGCUGGACUUGCCGCCUGCAGACUCCGGCUCUGACCCCGCAGCAGCAGAACCCAGCUCUGACCCCACAGCUGCAGAACCCGGCUUUGACCCUGCAGCUGCAGAACCCGGCUCUGACCCCGCAGCUGUAGAACACAGCUCUGACCCUGCAGCUGCAGAACCCGGCUCUGACCCCGCAGUUGCAGAACCCGGCUCUGACCCCGCAGCUGCAGAAUCCGGCUGUGACUCAUCGUCUGCAGAACCCGGCUGCGACUCAUCGACUGCAGAACCCGCCUUCGUCUUAUCGACUGCAGAACCCGCCUUCGUCUCAUCGGCUGCAGAACGCGCCUUCAUCUCAUCGGCUGUAGAACCUGCCUUCGUCUCAUCGGCUGCAGAACCCGCCUUCGACUCAUCGGCUGCAGAACCCGCCUUCGUCUCAUCGACUGCAGAACCCGCCUUCAUCUUAUCGACUGCAGAACCCGCCUUCGUCUCAUCGGCUGCAGAACCCGCCUUCGUCCCAUUGGCUGCAGAACCCACCUUUGACUCAUCGGCUGUAGAACCCGCAUUCGACUCAUUGGCUGCAGAACCCGGCUUGGACUCAUUGACUGCAGAACCCGCAUUCGACUCUUCAUCUGCAGAACCCGCCUUCGACUCUUCGGCUGCAGAACCCGCCUUCGACUCAUCGGCUACAGAACCCGCCUUCGACUCUUCGUCUGUAGAACCCGCCUUCGACUCUUCGGCUGCAGAGCCCGUCUCUGACCCAUCACUGCAGAGCCCGUCUCUGACCCAUCGCCUGCAGAGCACGUCUCUGAUCCAUCGCCUGCAGAGCCUGUCUCUGACCUCACGGCUGCUGAACCCUCGUCCGACCUCCCGGCUGCUGAACCCAGGUCUGGUCCAGCAGCUUCUGAACCCCGUCCUGACCCAACAGCUGCUGAACCCUGUCCUGACCCAACAGCUGCCAACGUCCCAUCUGCCCCAGCAGCAGCCAGCACCACCAUCUCUGGCCCAGCAGCAGCCAGCACCACCAUCUCUGGCCCCAUUCCAUCCUUCCCCGAACUCUGGUCCCGCUCUGGACGGUCCCUGGGCCGUCCGCCCGAACUCUGGUCCUGCUCUGGACGGUCCCCGGGCUGGGACGUCAAGAGCCGUCCCUUGA
Nematolebias whitei (Rio pearlfish) is the source of this 3555-nucleotide messenger RNA. RefSeq names its product proline-rich protein 36-like. NCBI's taxonomy places the organism in Eukaryota, Metazoa, Chordata, Actinopteri, Cyprinodontiformes, Rivulidae. The record is from RefSeq and is a predicted model, not a curated record. Bases 1 to 3555 code for a protein of 1184 amino acids. The transcript has 7 exons.